GCUUACAAAAACCUGCCUCUGAGCAUCCAAGCUAGGGACGAAGCCUUCCUCUCGCUCUUCAAUCCGCGGGCAAACAAGGCAGAGCUGUUCUCUCAAAAGGUAUUGCCCUUCGGGGCGAGAUCGUCCGUACAUGGUUUCAUUCGCAUUUCCUUCGGGAUGUGGAGGGUCGGACUCACUCUACUACUCCUCCAUUGGAGCAUCUUCGUGGACGACUACAUAGGUGCUGAAGUCCCCCCGCUUGCCAAGGUGUUUGAACUGUGCGUGGAGACUCUGUUCCGCAUCUUAGGUUGGGAAACCUCUGCAGACAAAGAUCAGCCUUUUAUCCGGAACACCAGCAAAAGGAAACAAGAACUCAUCGACUUGAUCUCUGACAUCCUGUCCCGCGGGCUCCUAACCUCCAAGGAGUGCCAACGCCUGAGGGGCAGGAUUCAGUUUGCGUCAAAUCAAGUGGCCGGGAAGCGUGCCGGCCUCGCUUACAAGGCGCUGUCCAGACACCUUGUGAGCGGCGACCCCAGGGUCGGAGUCCUGCGUGACAAUUUCCUCGAGGGCCCGCCUCGAACCCUGUGUUCCAACAUGCUGCACCUUUGGCACAUGUGCGUUGAUGCCUCACAUGACGGCGAUAGGGUAGGGCUAGGAGGGGUACUAAUUUCUGGAUCGGGGUGCAAGGUUGCGUGCUUCAGCGUGUGGGCAUGCGACGAGCUCAGAUCUUUGAUUAGUCCCGGUAGUGGGAACCCUAUCUUUGAAUAUGAGUGCUUGGCCAUCCUACUGGGCCUAUGCACGUGGUCGGGCCUCAUUCGGGGCCGCAACGUGGUCGUGUUCUCCAACAAUCAGGGGACGCUUGGAGCCAUGAUAUCGGGAUCGUCGGACAAUGAGUGUGGGGCACUCAUCGUCAACCGCACACAUGACCUUCUUGAUACCAUGUGCGUGAACGCAUGGUUCGAAAGAGUCAACACUGCCUCUAACAUCGCGGAUCCGCCAUCUCGUGGCGCCGAUCUGGAGGGCCUAGGGAAACGUUUUGAAGUCGAUGCCCUUCGCGUUGCUAAGGAAGCGCUCAGCUCGUGGGACUAG
This is a messenger RNA of Symbiodinium pilosum, 1068 nucleotides long. The record is from the annotation of a GenBank genome assembly. Lineage: Eukaryota; Dinophyceae; Suessiales; Symbiodiniaceae.